UCAUAGUCCAUGUUGGUGCCGUUGAAGGCUGGGUGGAUGACGACCCUUUGGAUGGGGAUGACAACUGUCCAAAUUCAAUAAAGAGUGUCAAACCAGUCCAGACCAGUCCAGGAGGGGGCGGUAAUGUACCUGAAGCCGCUUGCCAACUGCCCAAAGCCACAGAAGAAGCAACUUGGGCAUGCGCACUCCAAAUAUACACGGGCAUGAUCCUAACGUUGUGGAGUCGAUAAUCAGGAAGGAUCCACUUUGAGUACCUGUCCAGGGUUAACUGGAUAAACAGGUGUGGGUGUCUGCGUGAUUGAACCCCUCACCUUGCAAAGAUGGAUUUCCAGCACCGAGCUGGAGGGAAGACGGGGAGCGGGGGGGUGGCGUCCGCCUCCGAGAGUAACCGUGAUAGGCGAGAACGGUUACGUCAGCUGGCCCUGGAGACCAUUGACAUAAACAAAGACCCCUACUUUAUGAAGAAUCAUUUAGGAUCAUACGAGUGCAAACUCUGCUUGACACUUCAUAACAAUGAGGGCAGCUACUUGGCUCACACACAAGGAAAGAAACAUCAGACCAAUUUAGCGCGGAGAGCAGCCAAAGAGGCAAAAGAAGCUCCUGCUCAGCCAGCCCCGGCCAAAGUAAAAGUCGAGGUCAAGAAGUUUGUCAAAAUUGGUCGACCGGGAUACAAAGUAACCAAACAGAGGGACCCAGAGACCGGACAGCAGUCCUUACUCUUCCAGAUUGACUACCCAGAGAUCGCUGAAGGAAUUGGGCCCAGGCAUCGUUUCAUGUCUGCCUACGAACAGCGCAUCGAGCCCCCCGAUCGGCGCUGGCAGUACCUGCUUCUGGCUGCUGAACCAUAUGAAACUAUUGCCUUUAAGGUCCCGAGUAGAGAAAUUGAUAAAGCAGAAAACCGCUUCUGGACCCACUGGAACAGAGAAACUAAACAGUUCUUCCUACAGUUCCACUUCAAAAUGGAGAAGGCUGUUCCCCAGUCCAGCGGACCCCCACCUCCUGCAGGUGUGAAGCGCCCUCCUCCUCUCAUGAGUGGAGUUGGACCUCGCCCACCAAAUGAAUCUAUGCACCCUCCCCCGCCAGGUGGGAUGCCCCCUCUCCCACCUGGAGCUCCGGGUAACCCCCAUAUGCCCCGUCAGAUGCCCAUGCCCCCCAUGCCAAUGAGGCCACCUCCUCCUGAUGGUCUUAUGUCUAAUAACUGAUCCCUAUUAGCGUAUCAUGAUUGCUUCCUUUCAUGGUGUUUUCAAUAAUGUUUAAAGUCUACAUUUAGUAACUCUUUAUACAUUUGUUUGACAGCCCUUAUGACCACACUGUUUUGUAUAAAUGCCUAAUUUCGGGAUAUGGAGCUAUGAUUGAAAAUGGCUCAUCUUUUAAGAUUCUGUUUUUGUAAUUAAAUUCCGUGGAGAAAAAAACA
Etheostoma spectabile (orangethroat darter) is the source of this 1414-nucleotide messenger RNA. RefSeq names its product splicing factor 3A subunit 2. The record is from RefSeq and is a predicted model, not a curated record. Gene Ontology annotation, cellular component: U2-type prespliceosome; catalytic step 2 spliceosome; U2 snRNP. The transcript has 8 exons. Bases 321 to 1202 code for a protein of 293 amino acids. NCBI's taxonomy places the organism in Eukaryota, Metazoa, Chordata, Actinopteri, Perciformes, Percidae. Gene Ontology annotation, biological process: spliceosomal complex assembly. Gene Ontology annotation, molecular function: nucleic acid binding; zinc ion binding.